Messenger RNA from Amaranthus tricolor (Joseph's coat), 2302 nucleotides. RefSeq lists its product as uncharacterized. Gene Ontology annotation, cellular component: cytosol. The record is from RefSeq and is a predicted model, not a curated record. The transcript is spliced from 5 exons. NCBI's taxonomy places the organism in Eukaryota, Viridiplantae, Streptophyta, Magnoliopsida, Caryophyllales, Amaranthaceae. Bases 535 to 2013 code for a protein of 492 amino acids.
CCCAUCCCCUUCCCUUCAUCCUCUACUCUUUCCUUCUCUCUCUCCCCAUACUCCUGCGCACCACCAGCCGCACAGCCCUCUCCCACGAACAACCACGAGCAGCAGGGGCUGCGUGGUCUCUUCCAAGCAGCAGAGCAGGCCGCGUGUACCCUCACAACAGUCGGUAGUCCCUAGUGCCGCCACUCCUUCCCUUGGUCCACCACCACCACAACAACCACCUACAAUCUUACCUUAAGUUGAAAGGUCCUUCAAUGGUGAUUGAGGAGACGAUAUCAUCGAAGAAUCCUUCUAGUUGAUAGCUGGAUUCGUUACCUUGAAGCGACAUCGUCGUUUUGAAAUCAUCCCACUAAACCCCAAGUUUAGUUCGACAUCUUCCAUUUGCCAUUUCAACAACCCUUUCUACGUGCUAGCUUCAAGUCUGAAACCAAGCUCAACCACCGUUUCAAUGUCCAAGGCUGACGCACAGACCCCUGAUCUUGAUUCCACUAGCUUCUCACUACUGCUUUCCCUUCGGUCUUCUCUUCUCGCAGUAAAAUGAAUGCUGCAAUGUCUGUGGAAUUAAAUGUCCUAAAGGAUGUUCUACAGCCAUUGCUAAAGGCUUCAAAUUCGUCAACAUUGAGCGAAGCCUUAGAAAAGCUUAUUGUUGUUUCAAAAAGCGAUGAUGGACGAUCAGAUCUUGCAUCGAAGCAUAUACUCCCAAUUGUACUCGAGCUACUUCAGCAUCUCUCGUAUCCAUCGGCACAUCCUGUUCUCUUGCUGUCUCUUAGACUUCUCAGAAAUUUAUGUGCAGGAGAUGCGGUGAAUCAGAACUUGUUCAUUGAGCAGAACGGUGCUGCAAUCGUUUCCAGUGCAAUCAAUUCUGUGGGCUAUGAUUCUGAUAAUUCAGCUUGCACAAUUGUACGCACUGCCUUACAGGUGGUAGCAAAUGCUUCACUUGCCGGGAAGGAAAGUCAGCGUGUAAUAUGGGACCAAUUUUUCCCUGAUUUUUUUCUCAGAAUCACUAGUAUUCGCAGAAGAGAAACUUGUGAUCCUUUGAGUAUGAUUAUUUGUACUUGUUGUGAUGGUAACAUUUACUUGUAUUCUGAGCUUUGCAGAAAUCCAGGAUUGGCUAUCAUUGCUGAAAUUGUUCGUACAGCUUCAGAAGUUGGAUUUGGAGAAGAUUGGGUCAAGAUACUACUGUCAAGAAUUUGUUUGGAGGAAUCUCAUUUACCUGCAUUGUUCCAGUAUCUAAAUGAUGACUUUGACAAACUAGAAGAUCAUGAAAGUAGAAAUAUUCAUUUUACAGGAGACCAAGCUUUCCUUUUGCGCAUUGUGUCUGAAAUUUUGAAUGAAAGACUCGAGGAUAUUCAUGUUGGUUCAGAGUUUGCUUUAUAUAUUCUUGGGUUGUUUGAGAAUGCUAUCAAAGCUAUCGAUUUUUACACUAGGGGCCAGUCUAAGCUGCCCACUGCCGUCCCUUCCAUUGAUGUCCUUGGAUACUCGCUUAUUCUUUUGAGAGAUGUAUGUGCGCAAGGGAGUACGACAGUUUCUGAAGAUAAGGAAAUUCUAGAUGUUGUAGCUUCAUUAGUGUCUAGGGGGCUUUUGGAUUUGCUAUUAUCCCUACUCAAUGAGCUUGAAUUACCAACAUCAAUCAGGAGAACUAUGAAACCGGAUAUGAACCAAGUGCCAUCUUCUCAUUCGCCAAAGAUGUGUCCAUACCAGGGUUUCAGAAGAGACAUUGUUGCAGUCAUCGGAAAUUGUUUAUACAGAAGGAAAAACGUACAAGAUGAAGUGAGAAAAAAGAACUAUAUAUUUCUUCUUUUACAGCAAUGUGUUCUCGAUGACGAUAAUCCCUUCUUAAGGGAAUGGGGCAUAUGGUGUGCCAGCAACUUGUUGCAAGGUAAUGAUGAUAACAGGCAAAUUUUUGUUGAUAUGGAGAUGCAAGGCACUGUAGAGGUUCCUGAACUUGCUAAGCUAGGCCUGCAGGUUAAAAUUGACCCCAAUACUAGACGUGCUACGCUUGUAAAUAUGACUUGAGCUGCUUUAGCGUAGGGCGUAGGGUAUUGACUUAGUAGUUUUAGUUGUGUGCUUGAAGAUAUUGGGGUAUUGUAAUGUCAUAAAUGUUUUCCACCCUUACCUUGCAACAUGCAGGUUGUGAGUGCGAUACCCUACAGUAGCAUAAUGUCAAAUUUUUUUAAAUGUAGUGCCUUCAUGUGUGGGCAAAUAAGGGUACAUAUAUCCACCCCUGGCCCCUGGGUUGAUUCCUCAUAGCACCAUUUCUAACAUAAGAAAUGUUCAUGGAAAUUAAAAAAGUUAAAUAUUUUUA